Molecule: messenger RNA, 438 nt
Organism: Aureobasidium vineae
Lineage: Eukaryota; Fungi; Ascomycota; Dothideomycetes; Dothideales; Saccotheciaceae
Source: the annotation of a GenBank genome assembly
AUGUCGAGGUUGCCGAACGCCGAUUCCGAAACCGCUCUCAGCACCAUAUGCAGUAACAUUGCUCAAGCGCUGAUCUCGCACCGCAAGAAACACGACUGCACUUGCGACCUGCGCUUCCUGCGUCUGGGCCGCGUAGACGCCGCUUCCAAUGACCCCAACGCUCAUCGCUGCUCAGACACAGAUCUGCAGCGCGACCAGCAGCUGCCCGGCAAAACAGUGCUCGAUUGGAUACAGCUGCACAAUGCUUUGUGUUUCUGCUGCUGCUUUUUCUCGGGCGUCAAUUGGCCCACGCGCUUCUCAAGCCCAGUGCCCAAUCACGACGAUUAUGGAAGCAGUGGCAAUCUUCGCAAGGCUGAACCGAAUGCAGGGACUUUGAUAAGAAACAUGUUUGGUCCAACUCCUCGCCUUCAGCGAGUUGAGGACCACGGGUUCGUGUAG